Malus domestica (apple) is the source of this 2227-nucleotide messenger RNA. Its product is annotated as adenine nucleotide transporter BT1, chloroplastic/mitochondrial-like. The record is from RefSeq and is a predicted model, not a curated record. Gene Ontology annotation, biological process: transmembrane transport. NCBI's taxonomy places the organism in Eukaryota, Viridiplantae, Streptophyta, Magnoliopsida, Rosales, Rosaceae.
ACGCAAAACCUAACUCCCUUUUCCGUUUCCCCUUCCCCAUCCAUCACCCACCUCAAGAGCCACCACCCCACCAAACCAUUCCUAUUCCCCACAAAGAAAUAGAGAGAGGGGGCAGCGACUGUGUGUGAGAGAAGCAGAGAGAGAAUCCAAUUCCCACCUACCUCUCCUCUCUCUCUCUCUCUCUCUCUCUCUCUCUCCCUCUCCCCUUAUUUUUCUCAUCCUCUCUCACUCCUCCUCCCCCUUUCGUUUUUAUCGCCUCCUUUUCCGAAUCAGAACAAAACCCAAAUUCUGUAUCCCCAUCUUCUGUUUGUUCCUCUCACUCAUCUAAUAAAAAUGGAUUCUUCGAUUACCCAUUUGCUAAAAGUCGAAUCUUUGCCUCUCAAGCACUGUGAAUCCGCUUGAAACCGUGGCAGAUAAUGCGAGUGUCUGUCACUAAGCCAUAGAAGAAAGCGUUUUACAUUAGGUUUUGAUCAAUGGGUAGGAAGCAAAUCCAAGUUUUCGAUGAUAGGAGUGAUGGGUUUCUAUCUGUUUGCAAUUUGGGAAAUUUGGGAUUUCAAUGGAGUCCCGAAGAGGGGGGUUGCCAUCCCGGAGGCUUAUUUGCAAGCGUUAGCCAAGUGGGGAUGGGCUUCGGGGUCUCGCCGGACCCUCCCAAUCCACGACGUGAUGGCGGGGCCGUGAAGCUUCCGUAUGCCGAGCAGUACAUGAAGUAUGUGGAGGGGAUUAAGAGUUUUGGGGUUGGGGAAGAGAAAGAGGUGGUGAAGAAUAAGAAGGGCGGACUUAAAUUGAAGAUUAAGAUUGCUAACCCUUCACUGAGGAGGCUAAUAAGUGGUGCAGUAGCCGGGGCAAUUUCACGGACGGCUGUGGCGCCAUUGGAGACGAUAAGGACUCAUUUGAUGGUUGGGAAUUGUGGGAAAUCUACUACUGAGGUCUUCAAUGAUAUAAUGAAAAUUGAUGGGUGGAAGGGGUUGUUUAGGGGAAAUCUAGUCAAUGUGAUUCGGGUUGCACCGAGCAAGGCGAUAGAGCUGUUUGCUUAUGAUACGGUUAACAAGCAACUGUCACCAAAACCUGGAGAGGAGCCCAUACUUCCAAUUCCUGCCUCGUUAAUUGCAGGUGCUUGUGCUGGAGUGAGCUCAACAAUUUGCACAUACCCUCUUGAGUUAAUUAAGACGCGGCUAACCAUUCAGAGAGACGCUUAUGACGGUCUUCUGGAUGCAUUCUUAAAAAUAGUGCGAGAAGAGGGACCGGCAGAACUCUACAGAGGUCUUGCCCCUAGUCUUAUUGGAGUAAUUCCAUAUGCUGCCACCAAUUACUAUGCUUAUGAUACAUUACGGAAAGCCUAUCGCAAGUUUCUCAAGCAGGAGAAGAUCGGCAACAUUGAAACCCUUUUAAUUGGAUCAGCAGCCGGUGCUAUUUCAAGUACUGCGACAUUCCCACUUGAGGUGGCACGCAAGCACAUGCAGGCGGGAGCCGUGAAUGGAACACAACAUAGAAAUAUGCUUCACGCCCUCACCAGUAUACUUGAGAAGCAGGGGGUUGAGGGUUUAUACAAAGGGCUAGGCCCGAGCUGCAUGAAGUUGGUGCCUGCGGCAGGGAUUUCUUUUAUGUGCUACGAAGCGUGCAAGCGGAUACUGGUAGAGGAAAAAGAGGAAGAGUAGAAUAUUUUCCUGAGAAAUAAAUUAAUAUUACAUAUCGGUCCUAGCAGGGGUAAGGACACGGGAUAACUUAUCUCCGACACAGGUUUACUCGCCCAUUUUCUUCUUUUGAUUGCUGGAUAUUUAUUUUCGUUCCUUCACAUUUUGCAACUGAGUUGAGGGGAGCCUUGUUUUUCAAGAGGUUAGACUUGAUGCUUUUGAGGAUUAAUUUGAAUGGCAUUUGGCUUUUUUCGUCAUUAACUGAGUGAGCAGAUUACUGUUGACUUGAUAUGUUACAUGCGGCUCCAAGGGUGGACACAUUGUACGCAUGCAUUUCUUUGUGGGGUGCUCUUUAUUUAUUGCUUUGGAGGAUUUGCCAGCAAUUCCCUUUGCUAUCCUUGUCCUUGCGUGUCAGCUCGUGUCGCCAUUGGGGACGUACACUGCCGAAAGGCCACUACUGAUUGGGUUGUAUGUGACAAGAAAUUAUUGCAUGGUACGGGAAUGAUCUUAAGCAUAAGCUCCUUAUUUGUAUUAUAACACGUGAAUAAAUUAUAUCAUGUGACAUAAUUCCGGACAAUAAUCUUUUGCUGCGGACA